AUGCGUGCAAAGGAGUCUGUCGUAUCGUCUUCCCCUGCCGCCCGACUCUCUCCCCGCCGCUGCGAGAACGACCUCGAUGCGACAGAGACCAACACCGUGGUGCAGCGGUCACCCACCGCGGCCACCGAGGAGGGGCAGAGUGACAAGGGAGAGCAAGGUGGUGCGGGCGACGGGUGCGGUGGAGGUGCGGGUGGUGAGGGAGAGGGGCCUGACGUAGAUGUUGGUCCAGUCGAUGGCAGUGGGAGUGUGCAGAUUGUAUCGGUAGGGGAGGGAGGGAGGCGGGAAGCGAGGAGUGUGUGUAUGUGUGUGGUUGAGGCACCUGUGCUGUGUUGUGUGGUGUUGCGUUGUGUUGACGGUCAGGCCAUGGAGAGGCAGGAGGAAACCGCACCGCAACCCACUGCCGGACCGAAACAGACGACAGACGAGCGGUAAGACGCUGACGGGCUGAUCAGCUGCCGCGGGAGCACCUAUUCUGUGGGGCUUUCUUAUGUCGUGUUGUGUUGCAGUGGUUUUGUGCGGUUGACGGAUUUGCAGCAUGGCGUUGCAGCGGCCGGCGGAGAUGCGGUAGUGGACCGGCAGCCCGCAGACGGCAGUGGUUGUGAGGACGCUGAGCCGACCGGGGUUGCUGCAGUCGAGGAGGAGACCCGGCCGCCGGCCGUGUCAUCGCUGUCACGACGCCGAAAACUCAAUAUCACCCUGACAACGGACAUCGAGGACCUGCAGGAGGCCCGUCGCAUCGACCAGGGUCAGAGAGCUCAUUCCUCUGAGAGACCGUCCAUAGGAAGGCUGGCAGUGAUUGAUUGAGUGGGUGUGGUGCCCUGUUUGUCGGUCAGAGGUGAAUCCGUCCCGUAGCCCCGUGCAGCCAUGGGAUGAGACCGACCCCGUCGUCCCGAAGAUCAAGAAACACCUCGCGAGGUAGGUAGCUGGGGAAGUGGGUGGAUGGAUGGAUGGAUCGAUAGACACACACUCGCAUGGCUGUCUGCUCACAAUGUGUGCAGCAGCGUGAGGCCGGUGUUGACUGCGCAUGACAGCCCAGUGAACAGGCUGGGCACCCCCGGCAACCCCUUCCCCGCCACUGUGCUCAUUGGCAGCAUCACAGCAGCGAGAAAUCCAGAGGUCAGAGACCAUAGACGCCAUGAAAGACAGACGAAUGAUCGCACUGUCUGUCACGUGUUGUGUACGUUGGGCCUGCCUGUGUGCGUGUGCAGUUUGUGGUCAGUGCGAGUGUCAGCCUGAUCCUCAACCUAUGCGCUGAUGCCCAGGACAGCACAACACAGAGCCUCUCAGACGAUGACCUGCGAGCAGCACUGCGCGAGGCGGGCGGCACUCACAUGACCAUGGCCACGAUGCCCAAGCGCAUCAACAUCUACAGAUUCAGGGUACGGUACGCAUGGCAUAACAUGCACUGGAAAACAGACAUGCAUGAAUGUGUGCCUCUUGCGUGUGUGGUCAGGAUAAGGAGCUGUUCGGGCAGGGCGACAACCAGAUGUCGCCAAGUGAGGUCGGCCGCAUGUUCGACACCCAGUUCAAGGGGCUGCUGGAGGCGACCAAUGACCCCCGCCAGACCAUCCUCAUUCACUGCGCCAUGGGUGCGCAUGCACUCACUCGCCCACCCCACCCACUGAUCCACACAUGGCCAUGUGUGGACACGCGCGUAUGAUGACUCCCUCACUCAGGCAAGUCGAGGACGGGCCUCUUCGCUACGUGUCUGCUGGCCUGGUACAAGAAGGACGAGUACAUCCGGCGGCAGCACGACAUGCGAUCGAGGGGCGAGGACGGGGUCAAGGAGGUCUUCGAUAUGGCUCUCGAGGAGGUGUGUGGAUGGACACCCACUCGCCCACCCACCCACCCACUGGAUGGAUGGAUGGAUGGUGUUGUCACACAUGGCAUGCAGGCGCAGACGUAUCGGAAUGUCGCCCCCAGGUUGGGUUUCUGUCGCAUGGGCACCAUCUUCUGCAGGAUGAUGCGAGCCGGUUCACCACACCACACCACACCACACUGCACACACAGAGCCGGACUGGCAGACCAGAUUGUGUGGGUGUGCUUGGUGAAUGCAGGUAGUGAUGAGGUACCGCUGAUGGAGAAGGUCGUAGAGACACUGCUGAGGGAGGAGGACGGCACAGGUGCGACUGACACAAGAGGGACCUACCUGCGCACACUUGGCCUGUCUGGUCUCGUUUCGUUCCAUCAGGUUGGGGCAGCCCUACCAGCAGCAGCAGCCUGUCUGCAGGCGGGCUUGGCCACCUACCGCACCCACUCGAAACAACAGGUGCUGCAUACCGACAGACAGACAGACAAGGUCUAUGAGCCAGGAAAGACGCCCAUGUCCUGUUGUUGUGCAUUGUGGUAUCCAGAUGGCGAUGGCGAGGAGGAUGACAGUCCAGGACCGUCGCCCUCGCCCCCUGUGAGUCUCCCUGGCGCGCCCAAACGCCCCACCGGCAAGUCCAUGCUCCUCACUCUCGACUUCGACGACGAACAGCACUAGCAGACAGGUGCGACAGACACACACACACACCACAACACAACACACACCAAGAGAGACGUCAACACUGUCGUAUGUUCUUCCUAUAUCAGGUGGGUCUGCCGUGGCUGCCGGUGGGUCUACUUUCGUCGGUGGGAGCUUCCCCGGCGCGACCACAGGAGAGGAGGGCCAUCAGUCAUCAAGCCCCCGCUCACCUCUGCUGCUGCACGGCCAUAGUAGCGGCCUCGUGACGCUCCCUCCUCCACUAUUCUCGGCCAAUGACGGCCCUGCGGAUGGCCCCCAGCCUCCCUCGACACCGCCCCCGCCCCGCCCGACUGGCCCCAGCGGCAAGACGAAGAGCACUCUCCUUCAGGACAUGGACGAGUACCCGGCGCCGGCGGACGACCUAAGCGGCGUGGGAGCUGCUCGUGGCCAAGGGGAGGGGAAGGGCGAGCGUGGUCGAACGGGCAGCGGGGCGACGCUGUCGCCGGUGCGCCACUCGCCUGUGAAGGUCCACUUUUCGCCAGGCACUCUCACAGGUAGGUGCAAUGAGGAGUGGACAGCAGAGAUGGAUGGACUUUGGUGUGUCUAUGUCAAUGUGUGUGUAUGCAGUUGAGAGUAUUCCCCCGCCUCCCCGCCAGCUCGACGGCCAAGGUGAGGAAGGCAGGAAGGGAAGUGCACAUUGACAUCCGUACCACUCGUUCUGUGUGUUGUGGAGUCCUUUGUCAGUCACAGAGGAGUUGUCCGGCCCACCCGUCCCCCUCCCCAUCUCGCCUGCACACCUACCGUCCAAACACCGCCAAGAAACCCCCGAGCCCACUCACCCUCAUCCCGCCGCCAAUGACGAUAGUGCGCCGCAGCCAGCGAGCGGGCGACGAGGCGACGAUGGCGAAGGGGGCGGCGUCGUGGCACCGCUGAUUAGUGUGCCAGUGGAUGUGGCAGCGGCUUCCCUCAACCUGUCGAGUGGAACCGCUGGGCAGGACGGCGGCACGGCUGUCGAGUGCAAGGGGUCGUCGCAGAAGGAAGAGCCAUCUGCGUCGGGCACGGUGGUGGGGGACAGUGCGGGUGCGGGUGAUGCGAGUUGGGACAACAGCAAGGGGGACAAGGAGGACAAGAGUAGCAUGUCGCCACGGUGAGCGGGCUGGUUUUCAAAGAGCCAUGCAUGCCACGCUUUGUGUGAACGUCACGUGUGUGUCUCGUCAGGACGGGGUUGGGUUCCGAUUCUCUAGGUGUUGCUGAUGGUGCGGAUUCCACGGCCUAUGCUGACGUGAAGUUCGAAGUGUGUGAUGUGGCGGCGCCUGAGGACACCAACCUGUCUCUGACAGUCAGCCACGCGGCCCUUGGCGGUAUGAGGAGCACCGUCCCCCUGGCGUGGGACAACCAAUUGGGGUGGACCCGUGUCUUCCUCAUGUGCCCCAGCCCAUCCCUGCUCGUCAAGUUCCGGUACUGCAUGGUGAGCCAUGGGACGGUGGUGCAGCGGGACAGGGCGGGGCAGCGGGAGGUGACCAUCCAUCCAGGGAUGGUGAUCACGGUGCGGUGCACCUGGGGCAGGGAGGGCAUCAUCGUCAUUGACCGCACGGGUGGGUCGGGCAGGGAGGAGAGGUCCCUGCCUUGUCAUUCUUGUCGUGUCUCGUUCGCCUUGUCUGUCAGGCGCCGGCACCAACACCAGCAGCAGUGGCAGCGAGCCUGGACGUCGCCCCCAGCCAGCCACAAUGGACCACCACGACGGUACACGCCAAGACGCACAGAGCGACAGAGAGACAGACAGCGAAGCCCAUUGGCCAGUGGAUGUGUGUAUGUCCUGCUGAUGUGCAUUGUGGUCUCCAGAUGGUGGUGACUGUUACGACGAGGACAACUUCCCAGCGCCAUCGCCCCCGCCCCCAGUGCCGCGCCCUGCCGUCCCCAGGGGCGGCAAGGGCAAGUCCAUGCUCCUCGGUCCCGAAACUGACGACGAUGAGGACCAGGAGGCAGGUGCGACAGACACACACGCACACCACAACACACACCAAGAGAGACGUCAACACUGUCUUUCUUUUCUUUCUACAUCAGGUCCUGCUGUGGCUGCGGAUGGCCCCCAGCCUCCCACCACCCCGCCCCCGGCCCGCCCGACUGGGCCCAGCGGCAAGAAGAGGCCCGACCUCCUUCAGAAGAUGAAGGCGUAUGUCAGUGACGACUCGGUGGCGGCCGACCGAAGCGAUGGGCGAGCGGCUGGUGGCCAGGGGGAUGGCGAGGGGGAGGGUCGGCUCGGCGCAACGGGCAGCGGGGCGACUCUCUCCCCGGUGCGCCACUUGCCUGUACAGUUGCGGUUCUCGCCGGCCCGUCAGGGUGGUGCGUCUCUCUCAGGUGGGUGAGGUGGUGAAUGGAUGACAUCAGGGGUGCAGAUGGAACGGACAAGGCGCAUCUUCGUGCAUGCAGGAUUGCCCAUCCCGCCUCUGCCCGGCUUCAUCCAGCACGGCACCACACACAUCGAGCCUGGUGAGAGAGACAGCCGGGCGGCCUGCCACAGACAGCUACAUGUGUGCAUGGAUGUGUAUGCGUGUCUCACAGGGGCGGACAAGUCCGUGGAGGACCAUCCCGGGCUGCAGCGCGCGAGUCGGCCGACUCCCUCCACGGACUCUCGCUGGGGACCGCCAUCUCGCUUGGCCCCCAUUCCCUUCAAAUUAUUGGCACUGUCGCCCGCUCGUCGCAGCCCCCGGCACACACCAAAGGGCUCCACGACGCGAGAGGCCUUCACUCGCGGACCGACGGCACUUGGGAUGUUGCAGGGGGACAGCAGCGCAUCCCAGGAGGCCUACCUGCCUUCUCCCGCCCCCUCGAGUCCUUGCGGUGACGGCGCGGGGAAGCAGUGGAGGAACCGUGGUCAAGAGGACCGGCAGGAUGGCAUCGACUCACCACCCAUGGGUAGGUGGUGGGAGGGAAGCAAGGGAACGGUGUGUGUGUCGUCAAUCCACCUUGUGUCUCUCUCUCUCUGUGUGUGUGUGAUGUGUGUUGCGUCGAUCAGGUUUGGGGAGCACUGCUGCAGGGCAUCUCAGCAGUUCGCCGAGUGCUGCGGCAGCAUCCACUGGCCACCCGCAAGCGUCGCACACCCGGUCGGCAAUCGCCGCAGCCACCAGCAAUGGCCAGGAGGACCUUGUGGCGCUGCUCCAGGUGGAACUCCUAAAGCUGACAGAGGAAACAGCAGAGAAGGUGGGAGGGAUGGGAGGGGGGGAAGAAACACACCGCCGGCUGUAUACUCACGUGCACCGAUUGGUCACACGCCUCUGUUUGUUGCCUCUUUGAUGCGACCAGGAUGCACUCAUCGCGGCGCUGCAGGCCCAGUUGGGCGAGAUCACGGACAAGGCCGAACGGGUCAAUCUUGCCUACACUCUGCAGGUGCCAAGCAAGGAAGGAUGGAUGGAUGGAUGUGCUGCUGCCUACUACGUGGGUUGAUAAAUGGACGUUGAUGGUGUGUCAGGUUCGGCGCAGCACGGCCUUGAGCCAGCGCGUGGAGCAGGGGAGGGAGUAUGAGCGCAUGGUCCAUAGGCUCACGCAGCAGCUGCAGGAGAAGGACGAUGACGUACCCACCCCACACGUCACGCACCGCACCGACACACACCCCGUCACAUGCAUCCUCCCUAUGCUAUGCACCUCCAUGCACUCAGAUUGAGCGCCUGAAGACUCGUCUCGAGGAGACCGACCAGCAUCUGACGCGUCAGGCACAGCGGGUGAGCGAGAGGACGUCCGUCCGUCAGUCAGUCAGCAGCCGGAUGCAUUCACCGACGCACGUGUGUGUGUGUGUGUGUGUGUAUGGUUGGUCGGUCGGUGCAGGUGUGUGAGGAGGAGCGGCAGGAAUCGACGCAGCUGCGAAAGCAGGUGGAAGUCAUGGAAGCAAAGGUGCGCGAAAGCUGGCAGACAGACAGGGUCAUUCAGGCACUGAUUGAUGUGUCGAUGGCCCAUGCACUCAGAUGGCCCAGCUGGAGCACGACCUGAGAGAGAAGGUGAGUGACCUGUGGCGUGAUGUGUGUGACACCAAGCCACAUCCAUCCAUCCAUCCAUCUGUUCUGUCUCUGUGUGUGUUUGUCAGGUGGCAAAAGAGGCCGAGCUGUUGAAGAAAAUGGAGCGUCUGAACAAGGACUAG
Molecule: messenger RNA, 6578 nt
Organism: Vitrella brassicaformis
Lineage: Eukaryota; Vitrellaceae
Source: the annotation of a GenBank genome assembly